AUGAGCGGAAACGAUACUGAAAAAAAGAAGCAAGAUGCUACAGAACUUCUUUCCCGUUUAGAUAUCACUAAGGAUAAUAGUAAAACGGGCAAUGCUCCUGUUGAAAAUGAAAAGAAAGCAGAUUCUGAUGCAGCUAAGAAAAACACUGAGAACACUCCAUCUGAUAACACUGCCGAUGGCGCCAAUCUAAUCAGGUCAGAGUACGAAGUGAAAGUGAAGCUAGCAGAUCUUCAAGCCGACCCAAAUUCACCUUUAUACAGUGCUAAGACUUUUGAAGAACUAGGCUUGUCUGAAGAACUUUUGAAAGGUCUUUAUGCAAUGAGAUUUCAAAAACCAUCUAAGAUCCAGGAACAUGCUUUGCCUCUUCUACUGAGCAACCCACCUCGUAAUAUGAUUGCUCAAUCUCAAUCUGGGACAGGUAAGACUGCAGCCUUUUCGCUGACAAUGCUUUCUCGAGUGGAUCCUAACAUAGCUGCUACACAGGCUGUUUGUUUAGCGCCAGCCCGUGAGCUAGCACGUCAAACACUUGAGGUUAUUCAAGAAAUGGGAACUUUUACAAAGGUUACAUCACAAUUAAUUGUUCCUGACUCUUAUGAGCGUAAUAAACCGAUAAAUGCACAAAUUAUUGUUGGUACGCCAGGUACAGUGCUGGACUUGAUGCGCAGGAAAAUGAUUCAGUUAGGUCAAGUUCGUGUAUUUGUGCUAGAUGAGGCUGAUAAUAUGCUUGAUAAACAAGGUCUAGGCGACCAGUGUAUCAGGGUGAAGAAGUUCAUGCCCAAGGAUUGCCAAUUGGUGUUAUUUUCCGCCACUUUUGACGAUGCGGUACGCAGCUAUGCAAGAAGAGUUGUUCCAGAGGCUAACUCCUUAGAGUUGCAGAAGAACGAAGUCAAUGUCCACGCCAUCAAGCAGCUAUUUAUGGACUGUAAUGACGAACGCCACAAGUUCCAGAUUCUCUGUGAUCUAUAUGGUGUUCUAACAAUAGGUUCUUCUAUCAUAUUUGUGCAGACAAAGCAAACUGCAAACAUGCUUUACGCAGAACUAAAGAAAGAGGGCCACCAGGUAUCAAUCCUCCACGGUGACUUACAAAGUACAGACAGAGACAAGUUAAUUGACGACUUCCGUGAAGGCCGCUCUAAAGUCCUGAUUACAACCAACGUUCUAGCUCGUGGGAUAGAUAUCCCAUCCGUCUCAAUGGUAGUGAACUACGACUUGCCAACGACAGCUAAUGGUCAGCCAGACCCAUCUACCUACGUUCAUAGAAUUGGAAGAACCGGUAGAUUCGGCAGAAAAGGUGUUGCAAUCUCAUUCAUUCACGACAGAAAGUCAUUCGAUACAUUAGCCGCCAUCCAAAAGUACUUCGGGGAUAUCCAAAUCACCAACGUACCUACAGGUGACAUGGACGAGAUGGAAAAGAUUGUUAAGAAGGUAUUAAAAUAA
Messenger RNA from Eremothecium sinecaudum, 1437 nucleotides. RefSeq names its product ATP-dependent RNA helicase DBP5 (gene DBP5). Gene Ontology annotation, biological process: poly(A)+ mRNA export from nucleus. Bases 1 to 1437 code for a protein of 478 amino acids. Gene Ontology annotation, molecular function: RNA helicase activity; ATP binding; RNA binding. Gene Ontology annotation, cellular component: cytoplasmic stress granule; nucleus. Lineage: Eukaryota; Fungi; Ascomycota; Saccharomycetes; Saccharomycetales; Saccharomycetaceae. The transcript is spliced from 2 exons. The record is from RefSeq and is a predicted model, not a curated record.